Molecule: messenger RNA, 1696 nt
Organism: Cercospora beticola
Lineage: Eukaryota; Fungi; Ascomycota; Dothideomycetes; Mycosphaerellales; Mycosphaerellaceae
Source: RefSeq, a predicted model, not a curated record
CACACCACACCUUACCUCUCACCACCUUCAGCACCACCCAUUGUACUGCACAAUAUGGUGCUUGAAGAAGCCACCGCAGGGCCCGACGCCUUCACCUCCGACUCCGCCCCCUCCUCCGACGCCGACCCGUACUACGGCGACCGCAAUCCCACCCAGCUCGCAACACGCGAUCCAUCGUAUAUCUCCAUCAACACCGGCACCGCCAACGCCAUCCACGUCCGCCUCGAUGAUCUUCCCCGGCCAUGGACUUUCUUGGGCGCCGCACCACACCCGCCUCAGCUCGGGACUGCCAUUGCUCAGUCAUGCCAGCAAGCCCAGCAAGUCCUCGGGCGACCCAUGCGACAGGAAGAAUUGGACGCCUUAGCCUUUCACGCUGCCAAGACAGUACGAGUUGCUUCAUUCGGAGUACCAGCGGGGAUGGCAAUUGCCAGCCUGUGGGCCUAUCGAGGCAUGUCGACCUUCCGCUUCCCAGGCUACACGCCCGGUGAGAAGUUCAACUCAGACCGAUUUCUGGCUUUCAAAGGCAGGAACGCGAAAAUUGCCUGGCAUAUGGCGCGGUUCAACGCAUAUUGGAUCAUUGGCGCCGUCAUGGGACAAAUCUUCUUUGGCUCAUACGCUCUUACGCUGGGCACUGCUGGGCGAGCAAUGGACCCGAGAUUGAAAGAGUUGAUGGAGACGUUGCAGAAGCAGGGCAAGAACAAUGGACUGCCUGGGAACAGACAAAUUGACCAGACUCCCGGGCGACGAGAGGGCGAGACACUGGACAUGGCAAGGCAACGACAGCGAGCACAGGAGGCGAUGAGGGAUAACAGAGCACGGCAGCAAGAGGCAAGAUCAUCGAAAGCAGAGAGUGGUGGCGAUGACAUGAGUCCCACCGGUGGCGCGUUCGGGUCGGAGUACGUUGACCUGGGCAGUGCAGCGGUGUCAGAUACUGCGAUGAUGAGCGACGAUCAGGCGAGGAGACAGUCGGAGGGUCUGCAACGGCAGCAAGAGGCGAGCUAUUCACGGAGUCGAGAGCCACAACAGAGUCAAUCUCCUGUUCAAUCGCGGCAGGCGCCCGUGAGAGAUGCUUUCUCCACCCAGGAAGAGUCGAGACCGGCGCAGAGCGGCAGUGCUUGGGAGCGGUUACGACAACAAGCUGUGUCUGGCAAAUCCUCGCCUUCAACGUCGACAUCCCCUUCCUCAAAUCGUGCAAGGUCAGAUGGCGAUGACUUCACGUUCUCGUCCAGGGAUGAAGACAAGCAGUUGGCUAAAUCCGAGGCACAAAAGGAGUUUGAUGCUCGAAUAGAUCGAGAAAGGUCGGGGAAAGACUUUGACGAGAACAGGCGGUGGUAGUCUACGUACCGACAGGCAGUCUCAAGACAUGCCGAAGCAGACGGGAAAACGCAUACACGCCACCGAGAUGCCUGUCGUUACGGGAUUAGAGCAGCAUUACUCACAGCCGCCAGUUCACGCUACAACGUGAGCGUAGGCUGGCUCGAUUGCACUUGAGAUGCUUGCGCCGAUAGUGACUUCAAUCAGUACUGUUGGCAAAAACGGCAAGCAUUCCAGCGUCAACAGAGAAGAAACUCCCCCACACGCUCAUGCCUGCGCUGCCAGGUCAACCACUGCUGUAGCAAAGCGCCUACCAACAGCACUAUCGCACGGUAGGGAAUCGUUUCGGUUACGAUGUCAAUGCUACAGGUGCUCAGGAUAC